AUGGCGCGCGCCUGCGGCUCCACGUGCCCCCCACUGCCGCCCGGUAGGAUGUCCUGGCCCCACGGGGCCCUACUCUUCCUCUGGCUCUUCUCCCCACCCCUGGGGGCCGGCGGGGGUGGCGUGGCCUUGACCUCGGCGGCCGGAGGGGGCUCCCCGCCUGCCACCUCGUGCCCCGCGGCCUGCUCCUGCAGCAACCAGGCCAGCCGGGUGAUCUGCACGCGGAGAGACCUGGCCGAGGUCCCGGCCAGCAUCCCUGUCAACACGCGGUACCUGAACCUGCAGGAGAACGGCAUCCAGGUGAUCCGCACCGACACCUUCAAGCACCUCCGCCACCUGGAGAUCCUGCAGCUGAGCAAGAACCUGGUGCGCAAGAUCGAGGUGGGCGCCUUCAACGGGCUGCCCAGCCUGAACACGCUGGAGCUGUUCGACAACCGGCUGACCACGGUGCCCACGCAGGCCUUCGAGUACCUGUCCAAGCUGCGGGAGCUCUGGCUGCGCAACAACCCCAUCGAGAGCAUCCCGUCCUACGCCUUCAACCGCGUGCCCUCGCUGCGGCGCCUCGACCUGGGCGAGCUCAAGCGGCUGGAGUACAUCUCGGAGGCGGCCUUCGAGGGCCUGGUCAACCUGCGCUACCUCAACCUGGGCAUGUGCAACCUCAAGGACAUCCCCAACCUGACGGCCCUGGUGCGGCUGGAGGAGCUGGAGCUGUCGGGCAACCGGCUGGACCUGAUCCGCCCGGGCUCCUUCCAGGGCCUCACCAGCCUGCGCAAGCUGUGGCUCAUGCACGCCCAGGUGGCCACCAUCGAGCGCAACGCCUUCGACGACCUCAAGUCGCUGGAGGAGCUCAACCUGUCCCACAACAACCUGAUGUCGCUGCCCCACGACCUCUUCACGCCCCUGCACCGCCUCGAGCGCGUGCACCUCAACCACAACCCCUGGCACUGCAACUGUGACGUGCUCUGGCUCAGCUGGUGGCUCAAGGAGACGGUGCCCAGCAACACCACCUGCUGCGCCCGCUGCCACGCGCCCGCCGGCCUCAAGGGGCGCUACAUCGGCGAGCUGGACCAGUCGCACUUCACCUGCUACGCGCCCGUCAUCGUGGAGCCGCCCACGGACCUCAACGUGACCGAGGGCAUGGCCGCGGAGCUCAAGUGCCGCACGGGCACCUCCAUGACCUCGGUCAACUGGCUGACGCCCAACGGCACCCUCAUGACGCACGGCUCCUACCGCGUGCGCAUCUCCGUGCUGCACGACGGCACCCUCAACUUCACCAACGUCACGGUGCAGGACACGGGCCAGUACACGUGCAUGGUGACGAACUCGGCGGGCAACACCACCGCCUCGGCCACGCUCAACGUCUCGGCCGUGGACCCCGUGGCGGCGGGAGGCGCUGCCGGCGGCGGCGGGGGCGGCCCCGGGGGCGGCGGGGGCGGCCCCGGGGGCGGCGGCGGCGGCUACACCUACUUCACCACGGUGACCGUGGAGACGCUGGAGACGCAGCCCGGCGAGGAGGUCCUGCAGACGCGGGGGACGGAGAAGGAGCCGCCGGGGCCCACGACGGACGGCGUCUGGGGCGGGGGCCGGCCUGGGGAGGCGGCCGGCGCGGCCUCGUCGUCCACCACGGCGCCCGCCCCGCGCUCCUCGCGGCCCACGGAGAAGGCGUUCACGGUGCCCAUCACGGACGUGACGGAGAACGCGCUCAAGGACCUGGACGACGUCAUGAAGACCACCAAGAUCAUCAUCGGCUGCUUCGUGGCCAUCACGUUCAUGGCCGCCGUGAUGCUCGUGGCCUUCUACAAGCUGCGCAAGCAGCACCAGCUCCACAAGCACCACGGGCCCACGCGCACCGUGGAGAUCAUCAACGUGGAAGACGAGCUGCCCGCCGCCUCGGCCGUGUCCGUGGCCUCGGCGGCCGCCGUGGCGGGCGGGGGCGGCGGGGGCGGGGACAGCCACCUGGCCCUGCCCGCCCUGGAGCGCGACCACCUCAACCACCACCACUACGUGGCGGCCGCCUUCAAGGCGCACUACGGCGGCACCCCGGGCGGCGGCUGCGGCGGCAAGGGCCCGCCGGGCCUCAACUCCAUCCACGAACCUCUGCUCUUCAAGAGCGGCUCCAAGGAGAACGUGCAGGAGACGCAGAUCUGACGCGGGGACCCUGCGGGAGGCGCAGAUCUGGCUCCGCCCCGGGGCGGGACCGGCUCGGGCCGGACUGGGACCCUCCCCCGCAGCCCCAGCCCCGCGGACCCGCUGGGGGGACGGUCGGGGGGAAGACGGGCUCGGAGCCUGCCCGGACCCCAGGGCGGCUGGCCCCGCGGGGACAGGCUGGGCCCCGGGCGCGGAGCCCGUGGUUCCGGCCUCGCCCCCACCCCCGGUGACUGGAGGGGAUGCGGGAUUCCUAAGUGGCCAGGACCCACCCCUCCCGCGCCCCCCGCUUUUCCUCGCGGCUCUCCCGACCAACCGUCCCGCCCUCCACCUUCCAGGGGAGAGAGGAGCUUUUUUUGAGGGGCGUCUUUCCCCUCAUCCCCCCAACAACCCUCCUUUUAAGAUUCAUUUUUUGCAGUUUGACGCCUGCCCCCCCUCCCACCCGUCCACCCUCGAAACGGAAGAGACAGACACGUGGUCGUCGGCGCCUCCAGACACCCUGGCCCCGCCCCCUCCCGCGCCCCCUCGGUCCCCAGGGCCCUUAGCUGGGGGGGCGCCCCAGCGCUCACCCCCCGACACACACACACAGACUCUUUUGAUACUGAAGGGAGGUUUGCGGCAACGACUACCUGCUCUGUAAUUACUUUAAA
Molecule: messenger RNA, 2792 nt
Organism: Eptesicus fuscus (big brown bat)
Lineage: Eukaryota; Metazoa; Chordata; Mammalia; Chiroptera; Vespertilionidae
Gene: LRRC4B
Product: leucine rich repeat containing 4B
Exons: 2
Coding region: 1-2145 (714 amino acids)
Cellular component (GO): plasma membrane
Molecular function (GO): protein binding
Source: RefSeq, a predicted model, not a curated record